Molecule: messenger RNA, 618 nt
Organism: Rotaria sp. Silwood1
Lineage: Eukaryota; Metazoa; Rotifera; Eurotatoria; Philodinida; Philodinidae
Source: the annotation of a GenBank genome assembly
AUGGCUGUUAGAAGCAGUUUAUCACCUACAUUCAGAACUAAAACAAUUCGUUCAGAUGGAAAUAGUCUAAAAAAUUCGACGAACUAUAAAUCUCGUGUACAAAGUGCUCCACCACUUUCACUUCAACAAUAUGCACGUUCAUCUGCUAUUCCUCUUGGUACUAAACCAUGGCAGCCAUCAGGUGUUUAUCAUCCACCGGUUCUUCAUGCAUAUUUAUCAUCUGAAGUAUGGAAGCAACCAGAAAGAGCUGAACUACGAAAGAAACUAGAAACAACUCAAAUGAAGCCAUGGAUUUAUACCUAUAAACGAAAAAAUUCUAUACCAACUUAUACACCGAACGAGUAUCAAGUAAAAAAACCUAAACCACCUGAACCUGUAUGGCAUCCUCCAGGUAAGUACGUAGAACAACAACCAACAUCACUCAGUCCAGAACGACGAGUGGAAAAACAUAUUCAUGAACCUGCUUGGCGACCACCUGGAAGAACACAAUAUAAACCUGUGCCGUAUUUUGAUUCACCUAGUUUAAGAUGGUCACUUCAAGAUCUUAAGAAAUCUAUGGCUCAUCUACAAACAACAACUCUUCGUACAUCUAGAAGUGCAUCAGUAGCGAAUAACUAA